UCAAUGGCAUAACUUAGCAGAGGGUAAUUAGUGAUACUAUGUCAGUCUAUGACAAUAGGAAAGAAAAAAAUAGAAAAGAAGUUGCGGUCGUCCACUUCCUGCACAAGCCAUUCUGCAUCGAUGUGAAAUGAGAGAAGUAGGAAGAGAAACAGUCUGUUUUCUGUGGGUCUUUGGUACGCCGGCCUCUGCAGACACACUCUUUUGUACUCUUAGGAACAUUGUCGAAGGAUCAGUAGCGGGCACACCGGUGGUCAUGAAGCGGGGCUCGAAGCAGAAAUGCCAGGAACAUAUGGGCAGUUCCCUGCUCAGCCUGCAAGAGAACCAGCAAGUGGUGGAUCUCCUGGGUAGGAGGUGUGUGUCUCUGUGCACGACGAUCGUGCAGAUGUAUAUGGCUCUGCCACACAGCCCGUCAAGUUGGAGUCUGCAGCACACAGGCGUGCUCUGCUUCAUCAAGGAUAACCCUCAGCGCUCCUACUUCAUCCGCCUCUACGACAUUAAGGCAAAUAAGAUGAUAUGGGAACAGGAAAUCUAUAAUCCCCUGACCUACCAUAGAGCAAGGCCCUUCUUUCACACCUUCCCGGCAGAUGACUGCCAAGUGGGGCUGAACUUUGCUAAUGAGCAGGAGGCAGACACCUUCUUCAGUGUAGUAGAUGAGAAGAUCAACCAGAGAAAUAACCGCUUGGAGAAGCGCCAUGUGAAAGGCCCAGCUUCUUUUAAAGAUCAUGAUGCAUUGCCCUCACUACCUCCAAAUGGCUCAGGAGGUCCCUCUCAACUUCCACUGGGAAACAUUAACAUCCUGAAUCAAACCCCUCUUCCCAAAUCAAAAAAAGAGAAAAAGGAGAAAGUGAAAAAAAGCAAAAAGAAGGGCUCUAAAUUGUCUAAGAUAUUAAUUGGAGCACCUAGUGGAUUCACUCAUGUUAGCCAUGUCGGCAUGGAUGCCAGCAACAUGGACCCAGACCUGAUGAAGCUGCUAUCACGUGCUGGCAUCAGUGAGGCAGAUCUGAGAGACACGGAGACCUCACAGCUCAUUCGUGAUAUUAUUGAGAGCUCUGGUGGAAUGGAGGCAGUCAAAAAGGAAGUGAACCAACAGGAGCGUAGUCUUCCUCCACUGCCUGAAGCUUAUCAGCCGGCUUCUGCUCAAACUCGUCUGGGGCCCUUGCCCCCUCCCCCUGGAGGUUGCCUGCCCACUGAGACCAGUAGGUCCUCCACUGCACGUGGCUCCCUCCCGCCUCCACCCUUCGGUGGGCGCACAGGACCCUUACCACCACCACCAGCAGUAGUAUCUCUUCCUUCUUCAACACAAGGGGGACGCAGAGGGCCUUUACCCCAACCUCCGGCUUUGUCAGCUGCACCUUCACAUAUGCCGGCCCGGAGUGGAUCCUUACCUCCAGUACCAGGGGAGCGCAGUAUGCCACUGCCCCCUUCAUCAGAUGUGAGGGGUGGGACUUCAGCUGUACCUCUUUUACGUAGCGCACCUAAACCUCCUUUUCUAGGAAGGGAUAGUGAACCUUCACCCCCACCAGUGGUAGGACGCAGGGAGUCGUUACCAUCAGUCCCAAGAGGGAAAGGUGGACCUCCACCACUGCCACCAGGGAGAACUGAAUCUUUACCUCCAAAUUAUGAAGAGGACAUUCUGCCCCCACCACCAGCUUCAGAAUCUUUUCUGCCUCCUGCCCCCUCCAAUUUUCUGCCACCAACUGACUUUGAAGACUUAGCUCUACCUCCUCCAUCUUUUCUGCCUCCUUCACCUAAUCACCAGUACGGUUCAGACAUAGUUAUACCUCCUCCACCAGUCUCAGUCAAUGUUAACAGAGGAGGUCCACCUCCCCCUCCUCCUCCACCUCCUCCUCCUCCUCCCCCUCAGGCUGCUCUACCACUUAGUUUUGGAAGUGCUCAGCCCCCGCCUCCUGGUGGUCCACCUCCUUCAACUGCCAGUAGUGGAGGAGGAGGCCGAGGAGCAUUACUGGACCAGAUUCGCUUAGGAAAGAAACUAAAAACGGUAACUGCCAGCCCUGAGCCUCCCCCGUCUGCAGCAGAAAACACAGGUGAAGGAAUUGUGGGAGCCCUCAUGAUGGCCAUGCAGAAGAGAAGUAAAGUCAUCCAGUCUUCUGAUGAAGGAGAUGAAUUUGAUGAUGAAGAGGAUGAUGAGGAUGAAUGGGAUUAAUAUUUAGAUUGUGAAUGUGCUUCAAUUCCAUUAGCAAAACUAUGUGGCAAAUUCACCAUGUCAAGUUGCAAAUUUAUGGUUCAUUUUCAAUUGCCAUGAAGCCUCAUGAUGUUUUUUUACAACUAGACAGACAAUUCCUUGGUCAAACUCAUUGCAACACAAUAAAUUUAUCACAUUAUGAAUUUUUAAAUUCAAUUAUUGAUUUACAAGUGAAGUGCAAGUGAAACCACUUAGUCAAAUCCAUUGAUGGUUCCUGAAAUUUCAGUACCAACAUGGAUUCAAUACCAAGCUAACCAGUGGCCCAAAGACUAUAAGUCACUGUCAGAAUGUGGAAUGUACCUAUGUAAGGUGCAGGUUCAGUUUCACAACUCUUCAAAACUCAAUGAGUCUACCAGUACUAAAACUAUUUUAGAUGUUUGAUUGGCCCCUCGUAAUUGGCCCAGCGUGUGUGUGCAUGUGCCCUAUGAUGGACUGUCCCCGUGUCCACCAUGCCCUGUGCCCUCCUGGGACAGGAGAAUUCAGAAUCCUGAUGCAACACUGUAAUUAUGCCAAUGAGCUCACUGUACACAGCAAUACUCUUUUAUUUGCUUUAUGACAUUAUAUUUAAGGACAUGAAAUAACAAAGUAAUGUGAUACUAAUCUAUGUUUUAAAUAAAAGAAAAAUAAUAAAAGCUUUUGUGUGAUUUUAGUCACUUAUAAUUCUAGUGUUACUCACUGUGAGGAUCUUUACUAUUUACAUAUUCCUAUAUGUAAUUUAGGAUUUAACCAUCCUAUAUACAAAGGAAGUUCAAUCAAUGUUUGUACUUAAUUUAAAACAGUGUCAGUGAUUAUCAUCACAUUUAAAUAAAUAGAAUUAUAUUUCCCAUUUGUCUUUCAUGCAAAGAUUCCCUCCACCCUUACUUUAUAUAUCUUCUUCCAAUGUUCAUAAGAAACAAAAAUAUACAGCCGUAAAAUAAAUAUACAUUAACAACAGUGUCAAACAGCUACAGUGGCAAAUGUAGUGUUUUUACAAAGAUUUUGGUGCCAUUUUCCAAUCAAGAAGAAAUAAUAAUUAGGAUACAUGUAUAGCUUUUUUCCACUGGUUUACUAUUAUCCAUACUGGACUAAAUGCUAGUUUCAACAUCCAGUCAAUAAAUGGGGAAUUGCACUGGCCCAAAGACUGACUACACAUACGCACACAGUAAAAUCAUGAUUUCCUUUACUGAAAUCAUACUAUAAGGUGCUUAAACUUGAGUUAGACUGGUAAACGUAGGCUAGAGUUUAAAAUGGCAGACGUGUCUUGCAAAAGCAACUUUGAAGUUGCUCAUCAGUUUUAGAACCAGUUAACACCAGAUCUGGCCACAACAUCCACACAGUGUUGCAUCAUGAUGGUCAGAACAGAAGCAUAUUACAUCUGCUCCACAAUUAAUGCAACACCAAAAGGUUCUAAAAGGUAGCUGAAGACAUACAGUGACCAUCCAAGAAGUAAUAAAAGAAGUUAGAGGUAAAGAAAAAAUAAAACAUUAACAAGAAUAGACAAGUAAAGGAACAAAUGAACGAGUACAGGAGCUGGUGAAGGAGAGCUGAGUGGCUGAUUGGCGGGGGAGUGAUGCCAGGCAGUGUGUUCACCCUGCCCUUUUGCACCUUGUCCACAGCCAAAGACCAUAAACAGAUGUCGGAAGGAUGGAAUGGAGGACAGGGAAUGGAGAAGUUGAGGAAUGGA
Electrophorus electricus (electric eel) is the source of this 3866-nucleotide messenger RNA. It is a transcript of the gene wasa, whose product is annotated as WASP actin nucleation promoting factor a. Gene Ontology annotation, biological process: actin filament organization. NCBI's taxonomy places the organism in Eukaryota, Metazoa, Chordata, Actinopteri, Gymnotiformes, Gymnotidae. The record is from RefSeq and is a predicted model, not a curated record. Gene Ontology annotation, molecular function: actin binding.